UAGGCCAAUGGGAGAGAGCGGGCGGGGCCGGGCUUGGAUACAUUGACCGGAUGGCAGGUCGGUGGGAGCGGGCGGCCAAUGAGGCGGCGCCUGGCCGCUCUGUAUCCAUUUCAGGGGGAAGCACAUGGGAAGCGGCAGCGGCAGCGACGGCGGCUCCUGUAAGUGUCAGAGCCGCGGAGAGAGUGACAACAGCGGCCGGACAGUACCGUGUCCCAUCCAGCCAGUCAAGCAUUGCUCCCGGCCGUUCUCCAUCCAUUUCCUUCUCUCCCUGUCUCCUGGAUCUGUGAGCUCCACACACUGACAUCUCUCCGCGAUCCUUUUCAUUAGCGUUCUUGUUGUUGUGGCUUUGGCAAGGGAGGAUAGAGAGAGACGCACAGAGGACAUGGAAGAAGCAGUGGCGGCACCUCGUGUGGACAUCGACCCAGAUUUCGAGCCGCACAGCCGGCCCCGAUCGUGUACCUGGCCGCUCCCUCGGCCCGAGUUCCCCGGAGCCGAAGCCAAAGCGGAGGAGAGCGGCGUGAAUCAGGAGCCGGCCGCCGCGGGCGAGCAGGGCAACGGGGGCAAGGGAGAAGCGAAGGCUACCCCCGGCAUUCCUUCUCCCCUCCGGCUGAGUGAGUGCGGGCAACACCGCAAGAAAUCUUCGCGCAGAAACGCAUGGGGCAACCUGUCAUACGCGGAUCUGAUCACCAAAGCGAUCGAGAGCUCGCCUGAGAAGAGGCUGACACUGUCACAGAUUUAUGACUGGAUGGUUCGCCACGUCCCUUACUUCAAAGAUAAAGGCGACAGCAAUAGCUCCGCGGGCUGGAAGAACUCGAUCCGUCAUAACCUCUCGCUCCACAGCAGAUUUAUCCGAGUGCAGAAUGAAGGCACAGGCAAGAGCUCCUGGUGGAUGCUAAAUCCCGAUGGAGGGAAAUCUGGGAAAUCUCCCCGGAGACGUGCCGUUUCCAUGGAUGGCAACAGUAAGUACCUGAAAAGCAAGAGAGGGGCAAACAAGAACAAAGCCACUCUGCAGGCGACACAGGAGCGGAACGAGGGCAGCCCUUCAUCACAACACACCAAGUGGUCAGGCAGCCCCAGCUCUCAUACCAGCGAUGAAUUUGACGCAUGGACUGACUUCAGGUCACGGGCCAACUCAGCUGCAAGCACCCUGAGUGGUCGGCUCUCCCCCAUAAUGGCUAAUUCGGAACUGGAUGAGCUUGAAGAUGAUGACAGGACUCCGUCUUCUCCACUACUCUACCCCAGUCCAUCGAACGCCUUGUCCCCGUCUGUAAAUGCAAGGCGCCCUGUGGAACUUCCCCGCUUGGCUGACAUGGCUGGAACAAUUAACUUGAACGAAGGGAUCACAGAGAACCUGCUGGAAGAGCUGCAGGAUAAUUAUAACAUGAGCCCAUCGCCGCAGAUUCCUUCAGGAUGCCUGAGGCAAAGAAGCUCCAGCUUCUCAUUUGGAUCUAAAUGCUCAACCAGGGGAAGUCAGACAAGUACAUACAGUGUCACCAUGUACAGCCCAGCCCCCAUGACUAUGUUACGCCACUCUCCCAUGCAGACUAUUCAGGAAAACAAGCAAGUCACUUUUUCAACAAUCAACCACUAUGGGAAUCGCAUGUUGCAAGAUCUUUUGACACCAGAGUCACUACGACAUAAAGAGGUCUUGAUGACUCAGUCAGACCCUCUCAUGCCACAGGCCAAUACAGUCGUGACAUCGCAAAACCAGAGACACAUGGUGCUGACUUCUGACCCAGCAUUAUCACCUUUCAAUGCUCAGUCCCCCAGAUUACUGAACAGCAAUCCAUUUCAUCACCCAUCACCAGUGCAGCAAAAUUCUGCUGUCAAUAACGGUGCCUUAUCCGCUCCCAUUGGCCUUAUGCACAUGCACUCAGAUGCUGGUAAUAUGAACUCUGUCACCCACCAUCUCCAAAACCAGCUUCACUCACUCGCCAGUCACGGGAUGCAAAUGGAAGCUUCGGACUCAAGGCUGACCUCCUGUUCGGGAGGGAUUAACAUUUCCGCCAUGAGUCAAGAUAAGUUCCCCACUGACCUUGACCUUGACAUGUUUCAUGGCAGCCUGGAGUGUGAUGUGGAGUCUAUCAUUCUUAAUGAGUUCAUGGAUAGCGAGGAGCUUGAUUUCAAUUUUGACUGUGCCAUGCCAACUCAGAAUGUUGGCAUCAAUAUGGCUACCCUACCCACUGUUCCGCAGACCACAAAUCAGAGUUGGGUGCCAGGGUGAAGUAGGAUUACAAUGUUCACUCUCAUGGAUGAAAAUCGUUUCCAUAAAGGCUCAAAGACCAGACCAAAUUAAUAUUUGGCUUCUUAGGAAGCAUAUACUUGAAAACCGAAAACAUUGUUUUGUUUCCUUUGCCUGUGAUAUACUUAGAAGUACAAUCAAGCGAGGCAAUAACAUAUUCUUUGUUAAAAUAGCUGUCAUGCCAACUAAAGUGACAUCAUUUUUAGUUUUGGAAAUUAGGCUGCAAAUCCUGCAUGAAAUGAUGUCUUGGCACAAUUGACUCAUUUAAUCAGUUUGUGCAAUACAAGGUAAAAGGAACUUAACAAAAUGGUUCUGAAAUUAAAGCCUUAAUCUAAUUUCUCUGUUCAGUGAAAUAGUUUUAAAGAGGUUGCUUUUUCCUAAUUGUGAUUUGAGUAUAGUCUCCCAGAACAUAAUCCUCGAUAUUUUUAAGUGAGACUUAGUUUGUCUGAUAAAGGGGAGUUCUUAUUUCUGUGCGCCAUGAAACUAAACCCAUUGUUUAUAAAAGAUUGGUGCCUCCAUUAUAGAAUGCACAGAGAGGAACUCAUGCCUAUCAGUGACUGAACUUCCACUAAUGUAGGCUGGUAUCCUACUGACUGUUCCAAUUCUCUUGAAUAUCUAACACAAGAAUAUGAUAAUUAAGCAUUGGCUUUGGACAGAGAUUGCAGGGAGCAGUGUGGCCACCUGAAAGUUGUGAUACAGGGUUAUGACAGGUAGCAUACACCUUCAAUAAAGAUAAAACCCCCAUUUUAUUUAUUCUCACACCGACAUCCAUAGCAGUCUCCCUUGAAACCAGAUGUUAAUUUGGUCCGGGCCAGAAUAGUUUCUUGCUCAGUCUUGGGCUUGCAUUAAAAUCACCAAAGCUUUUUUCUUUAAUGAGCUUAUUUAUAAUAACUGAAGGCAUUUUAAUACACACUUUUAUUUCUGAGGACAAGAUGAAGAGUAGGUGAAACACUUUAAAUGAAAGGAUUUUUACCGAGAAGUUUUUUUCCUUAAACUCUAGACUGCUAAAUGGCUGUGCUUUCAGAAUGCAAAACUCCUGUCUUUUGAAAGACUUUGAUCAAAACAGUUCUUCUAAUUCUGUGGCCCACAUCUGCUGUUCAACUGCCCUCAAAUAUUACAUAACAAUGUAAUUUCUUUUUUUUCUUUUAUAGCCUGAGAGUCGUAUUGUUACCGCUUUGGCAUUUAUCAUUAUUGUAUGCUAUGUUGGUCAAAAAAUGUAUUUAUUUUAGAUUGAGGGAAAUGACUAGUUGGUAAUGUAGGUGUUCUGAGCUAAUACCAUGGCCUGAAAUUUUAAUUUAUAUAGUGAUUGGGGCAUUACUUUGUGAGAAUUUCUCUUGGGAUUUUGAUUCUGGUGAGUGUGUUUUAUCACAGAGAAUGGUGAAAUCAGGAGAUACUUACUUUCUUUACCAUCAUUUAUGUGGAGUCAAUUUUCUGCAUACCUGAAACUUUCUCUGGAAAGUGCCAUAAGUGAUAGUUAAAUAAGUUACAUCUGUAUAUUAACUUCUUUUAUGUAAAGUAUAUGGAUAAUUAAAAACUGAAAAGUCCAUUCUUAAAUGUACAUACAGAUACUGUACUGUAAUUUCACUAUGUAUACUUUGAAUGUUGAUGUGAUUAAGAAUAUAAUUUCUCUUUAUUUUUCAAAUAUAAAAUAAUAUUGUAUGAUAAAGGAAGCCCCAGUCAGCAAGUUUCUUUUCUGUUUUCUUCAAAAUUCUGUCAAGUGACUGAACAAAAUCCAGGUGUAACGGCAGUUGUGCAAUUUUUUUAACUAAUGAAAUAUUUCCGAUCAGAAUGUUUAAAAACAGAUUCGGGUCAAAAUGCUCACAUUUCCUUAUUACUGCUGAAAUGGGUACUCACUCUCCAUUGUGCAGGUGGUGGGGCUGGGAGAAAGGCAGAGUCAGCCCUGGUAAGGUGCAUGCCUUGUCAGGUUUGUCCAAUGGUAGACUGCCAGCCCAACAGCUUUCCUCUCUACCACUCCCUAUAUUUUUUUAAUCAACAAAUGACCAUUCUAGGAAUGUGGACAAAGCGCUCAACCUUUUUCUAAAAAUGUAAUACCCCACUGAUUGUCCUCCAUAGUUUGUCCUGGAGAUCAGUCUUCAACUCGAGGAGAAUUUGGCAGACUUUGCAAUUAUAUAUACAUCAUAGACAGAGGUCAUAUGCCACCGUGUCAGAAUACGCUCAAGCACACAGUAGACAUAUGCAUUAUUCUGUGCACACAAAUGUAUUCAAGCUUACAAGGGCACAGAUACACACAGGAUAGCUACUGAACUCAAAGUGUGUACUAAAAUCUGCCUUUACUUUUGACAUUUAGCUAAUGUUGGCAGACAUUUGUAAGUUCACCACAGAAGGGACGAACAGGUAAAUAUCUAUUUCUCUUAUGUUUAGCAGAGUUAAUGUUGUAAGAUUUUUUUAAAAAAUGCCUUCGCUUUUCCCUACUUGAAGAUUGUCGAAAGCAGUAGCAACAACAAAAGGAAAGUUUCAUCGAAGAAGGUCAGGAGCAUUUUACACAGAUAAAAAAACUGGUCAGCGUAGAACUUUUAGGACUUUCUUAUUUCUCUUAGGAAAAAUAAAGGGAAUGUAACUCGAUCCGUGCAAUAUGGAAUGUGUUCUCUGCCUGGACCAAACUCCUUCCUACUGCCCAUUCCCAAACCCUGCCCAGGUCAAAAUAAAUGAACACUUUUACAUCUUCACAAGUAAAGAAAAUAUCAAAAUGAGCUCAAAAAAAUAUUUUGACACACAGUCCAAGAGAAGCCUUGACAUUGUGCUGUGGAAGAAUUAUUGAGUGAAUGCUGAAUGGAUUUGAAAUUUGUUUAUUUAUUUUAUCAGAGAACCACAGCUCGUUUUCAUUAGACAAGACCUCAGUUACAGUAGUAGACCAAACUCAAUUCACUUUGAAGAAUUAAGUGUUCAUCUGCUUAAUCUUCACAUAGUACACUUUCAAAGUAUGGAGCUCUUGUGGCACAGCUGUAGUGUCCCUUCCCCUCAGUCAGGAGGUUUGGCCUCAAGACCCACCUGCUCCAGAGAUAUAUCAUUGGAUAUCCAAACGGGUUGAUUCAAAUCAUCUGUGAUUUCAAGGGUAAGGUCGGAUCCUGAUUGCUGGGUGCGGAAUUGUACCAGGAGGCAUCAGCUUCAAAUAAAUGCCACCACAUGUCCACAUUGGCUAAAUGGAGACAGCUGUGCAAGUUAGCAUCACAGGGACCAAUGGUUGCUGUCUUACACCAUUGCAAGGCAAUUUGAGCCAAUUCACCUUACAAAUCCUGUCUUGAGAAAGUCAUUAAAAUGCCAUUGGUGUCACCUGGACAUUGCAGUUCCUAAUCAGUCCGUAUUAGCGAGUGUUCUGUCUGAACCUGGUGGAUAACUCAGUUGCCUUAAUAAAAGAGCUCAGUUAAGAGUCAGCAGGAUCAAGAUAGCAAAUAUCUGUCCAGUCAUUCUGUCUGUACUCUCACCUAUUGCCACCAAGCAGGACAGGCUCAGAUUUCCCCUGUAGAAUCUAAUGAAAUGUAAUAAAACAACUGGUGUCAACAAUAGGGAUACCACAUAAUUAAAAUUACUUGGACUGACGCACAAGGUACAAACCCACAGUGUUGUCAGUGCUGUUACUGAGGGAAGGCUGUCUGUCAAAUAAGAGAUUGAGCUGACACACCAUCUGCCUUUCCCUGGUCACCCAGGAGAAUGUCAAAGGUCCCAUGGUAGUAUUUGAAGAAUAGCAGGGUACUCUUACCACUAUGCCUUCCUAAAUCGAUACCAUCAUAAGCUGAUUCAUCUGCUGUUUGUGGGUCCUUGCUGUGCACAUAUAUGAUGCCAUUUUUGCCUCUAUAGUUGUGACUUAACUUCAUUGAUAGUUAACUACUUAGGAAUAUUCUGAGGAUGUAAUAAAGUGCUAUUUAAAUGCAAGUUUUAUUUUGUUUCAUAUCUAUACCAUCUGCUCAGACGGUGAUGCGUAUAUCCCACAACAGAUAGCAUAGGGAUGACCCAGCAUUGUUGUUAUUUUUUUCUCUACUGAAAUUGACAUUUCCAUAUCAGUGAAGUAUCAGACGUGAUUUACUGAGUUACUCAAUCCAAUAUGAUGAUUACCAACGUAUUUUUUGUGCUCCUUAACCAUUAGCAGACUGCUGUCAGACUGUUCAGGGCUUAGAACAUUAAUAACCUGGAUUGCCAGAUAGGAUCUCUAUUCUGUUUAUCACGACUAAACCAUCACGGUUGCUGCAGCAGCUUAGCCUUGAUUUACAAACGCAGAUGUCCCCUCAGCAUGUUACUACAUUGCUUCUUGUGCAUAACAGUCAGGCUGUUCCGAAAUAAACCUGCUUAAAAAUGCCAAAAAAACAGUCCAAAAUGGCUUUAACACCAGCACCUCCACAUCAAUAAACAUCCAAUCAUUUGAAAGUACCAUACAUUCUUUCAGUUUUAAUCAGAAGAUGGUGAUGAAUUCUGGAGCCUUAGUGCACAGGGUUAAAACAGGGCAAUCUUGUGCGUUAAAGUGGACACUGGAUAUAUCAAACUGAAGUUUGUUGCUGACAUGAAAUGAUGAUGAAUUACUUUAUUUGUCAAUGAAAUGUUUGAGUGUACAUUUAGUUACUUUCCAAAAUCUGCUGAUUUCACAAAGACAUUCAAGAUCUUUGGCAUGUUCCUAAUAAAACUACAGUUUUUAUUGUGAAAAUUGUCUGGUAAGAACCUUGCUGUUUCACAGUUCAAUCAAAUAGACAGAUGUAGUUUAAUUAACUGCGGUAAAAUUAUUAAGCAACUAAAUUAAAGCCCAUAGCCUUUUUUGUUUAAUUUAAUUGGAUUUUCUAUAAGAAUCGACAAAAAUUAUUUCUAGAAAAAUUAUCAAUUUUUAAGAUAGCGAUUUACUUUCAAGACUCAAAAUUAUACAAACAAAUCAAACAACGUUACAUGAAGGAAAGAUGAGUGUUACUCACAGUAUGACAAUGGCAAGCUCUCUGUCCUCAAUUGUUAUUGAUGUUCUUCAUCUCCACCUUUUCUGUUGGUAUUGUCUUCUUGCCGGUGGUAAGGUCACGUGGAUUGUAAGUAUCUUCCAGAUUCCUCCCUCCCCCAUCCAUCUUACAUUACGUGUCUGUGAUACAUCUGGCUUGUUAAAUGGAUGAACACCAAAGCCAAUGUUAAGGCAUGCUUUCCAGGAGGACAGUGAGCGAGAGUGACGAUCCCAUCCAAACAUUACUCACAGUAAGUGAGCCCCUGUUAUCACUCAGCUGAUGUCAUUGAGUCAAAAAAAAAAGGUGUUUUCAGGCCUACAUGGCUCAGGUUAUCAAGAGAAUACAUUUGUACCAUCCAGAGUCCCAUGUAGACUUUGGUCACUGAAUAUGAUUCUAUCCCUUCACUGAAUUGUUAAAAAAAAAUGAAACGUCACUGUGUUGUAAUGGCCCAACAUUAAUGUCCAGUUUGCUGAAAACAUUCUGAUUCAGUUUUGUGCUACUUUUCAAAAUCUGCAUUUCCUUGAGGUAGGAGUAAAUCCCACUAUUUGCUGUGCAAACAGCUCGUUCAUUAACAUUGUCUCCUUUCCUGUUUCUGCUGGCAUUGAAAGGAGGCAAUGCUCAAUAUUUUUUAACAUGGCCAAUGUACACUGCUUUAGAGAGCAGAACAUGUGAAUAUCCAAUCAGCUAGAGUCAAGUCCUUAUAGUGUCUCUGAAUGCCCUUCCAAAACUCCACCAUGCAGACUUUUGAACCCCGAUAAGACAUUAUUGGUUUGCAAUGACUUCACAUUUCCAUCAGUGACUAUGUAAGGUAAUUGUUCAAAUGAGCUGCGAGUGGUAUGAUGCCCCACCAGGUUUUAUAUUCAUUGUGAAUGGAGGAUGUUGUCCUCAAAGACAUAUGGUUUGAUCAGUGCUACAUUUGUAUUCUUAUUAUCAGUGAAAAGAGAAGGAGCUUGCUCACUAUCUUCGUAGCCCAAGACUUGUUCAAGCCUUCAUUUGCACGCAUGCUGAGAAAGCAUAAAAGCAAGACAGCCAAUGCUGUGAAAUCAAACUUGAUCAAUAUUUCAUGAAGAAGCCAAAUUUUUAAAACUGUUCAAAUUUUGGGGAGUCAAUUUGGGAGUUGGAACAGGCCCAAUCUGCUCAAGGAAUAGCAGUCCAAUGCUAUUUGGUGACCAUAUGUAAUCAAUAUCAAAUACACCUUUGUGUUGUACUGUUCCUGUAAUUCAAAUACUGAGAAGCCAGCGUGAACUGGAGUUCAACAGAAAAUAGAUCCCCUUGCAGCUGUAUCUGUCUAUAAACCCAUAAGACAUGUUGUAAUCUCUUUAUCAGGUCAAAUCUGGUGCGCUACAGUCAUUUGAAUAAGAUAUCCAUACCUUAAAUGAAUGUAAAACUUUAAACUGUGCUGUAAAGGUUUGUGAAAAUUGCAAUGUGAGGAAAUGUGUAUAGUGUAUUGU
Stegostoma tigrinum is the source of this 8621-nucleotide messenger RNA. Its product is annotated as forkhead box protein O3-like. Lineage: Eukaryota; Metazoa; Chordata; Chondrichthyes; Orectolobiformes; Stegostomatidae. Gene Ontology annotation, molecular function: RNA polymerase II cis-regulatory region sequence-specific DNA binding; DNA-binding transcription factor activity, RNA polymerase II-specific. Gene Ontology annotation, biological process: regulation of transcription by RNA polymerase II. The record is from RefSeq and is a predicted model, not a curated record. Gene Ontology annotation, cellular component: nucleus. Bases 383 to 2224 code for a protein of 613 amino acids. The transcript is spliced from 2 exons.